Molecule: messenger RNA, 1522 nt
Organism: Paramacrobiotus metropolitanus
Lineage: Eukaryota; Metazoa; Tardigrada; Eutardigrada; Parachela; Macrobiotidae
Exons: 5
Coding region: 335-1243 (302 amino acids)
Biological process (GO): response to heat; protein refolding
Molecular function (GO): protein folding chaperone
Source: RefSeq, a predicted model, not a curated record
AAUAAACCUGCAGAAUCCCAAAUUUUCCAGGUUCGCAUGCGACAUGAUCUCACAUGGUAACCACAAGCUGCGCAGCUCUGCAGCAAGGCAGUUACUUUAAGUCUUCGCUGAUUGGUUGUGGUAGGGUUCCGUAGACUUUGUAUGAUGGGGCUUUUUACAGUUUUGUCCCAAACGGUAUUUGCUUUUUGAAAUCCGAAUGCUGCGGGCUCAUUCUACGAAAUCAGCGCUAUCGAAUGAUCCGUAGAUGUAGUUGUAGUGAUCCAGACCGGGUUUUAAUCGCUCGUUUUCCUUAGCGCAUUCCCCUGCUGUUUCUGAUCUAGAUCUUUAUUCGGAUAUGGCUGCGAAUCAGGGAUAUGUGAAUUUUCAUGUUGUGGUUGUGGUUGACGACAAGGGACUGGCAUACCAUAGUGACAACGCAGUGCCCGGAUUGUAUCAUGCCGUAGUGGAUAAUCUGCCUUAUCCCCAAAAUCCUCUUCCCCCUCUUCAUCCUCAUCGCAUGUCUGCUCGUAGAUUGUUGGAAUUGCUGCAUGAGGUUAAUCGUGUUGGUCUCUUGGUGCUGCAGGAUACUAACAUCGAUAGUCAUCAGGGGCGUCCCGGAUGUCCCGACCAAAUAUGGCUUCGCGGACGCUGUGGAUAUGGAUAUAUCGACUCAUAUAUGCGAUAUUUCGCUGACAUUCGAGACGGUCUGAAUGAAAGCUGGGGCUACCGUGGCAUUGGGUUCACGCUGCAGAUAGCGCCGCAUGGUUCCGCUCAAGAGGGUGGUUUCGCAGACGCAGGAAAUGCGGACGAUGACCGUGAUGAGAGUGAUACUUUUUUUUGUUUCCGCCACAUGAGCCGCGAUUUCAACCGAUUGGAGCGUCAACUGUCUCGCGGAUCUGGCCCCAACCUUGGUUCUCUUGUUGACCGCUCCUAUCCGGUUAUGCCACAGUUUGUCGAGGAGAGCGGUCGCAAGUUGGCUCGCUUCCACUUCGAUGUUGGUGGCUUCAAGCCGGAGGAUGUUUCAAUAACAAUUGCCGACAACAAGGCCAUCAUCACUGCCAAGCAUGAAGAUAAGGGCGAGGAUCACCAUGCCAUUCGCGAGUUCCGCCGUAUGGUGCAGAUUGCCCAGGGUGUGCAGUUCGAGCAGAUGAAAUCUCGUCUGACCCCGGACGGUGUGCUGACCAUCGAGGCACCCUUCAAUCCACCGGCCAUUCAGCAGAACCAGCAUCAUGAGAUCCCUAUCAGCCAUGAGACUCGCAAGUGAUUAAGUCCCUGCCGCACUGGCUAGCUGAGGAUGUUGUCAUUGUACUUGGAAUUCUGUCUUACAUUUCCCUGAUUAUGAUCACAAUUAAUGCGCGCAUUAAUUAGCAUCUCGCUCUUUCGCACUGUUUUUUACUUAAUUUUGUCCUUGUGGAAGUUCGAUGGUGGUGUUCGAUAGUGGUGUUCGAUAGUGGUGUUCGAUAGUGUUUGAUAGUUUAAUUAAUUUUGUCCUUGUAGUAGUUCGAUGGUGGUGUUCGUUCACAACCGGUUUUCUCACACUUAA